GCGCGGGCCCCUGGGCUCCACAGUCACACGCACGCCAGACGCGCGCAGGACGCUUGUGCCCGCACCUCUCCGCGUGACGCAGCAUCCCAGGUUGGGGGUGUGUGUGAAAGCGAGUCUGUGAUGUGACCUGCAGCCGAGCUUCCGUGGGCUUUCAGCUAAGGGUCCAGCCCCCCAUCCGCAAUCCAUCCAGCCAUCCGUCCAGCCAUCCAGCCAUCCGCACAGUGUCGCCGCUCAUCCUGCGUCCCCUCCCCCCAAUCCAUCCAUCCGCACAGCCUCGCUGCUCAUCCUGUGUCCCCUCCCCAAGCCUCGGAGAGGAGACUUGCACCGCCUCCCGACCCCAGCAGUUGAACGGGUCCUGGGGAGUGGGUGACCCGCUGGAGAGGACACAAUUACAGCGCAGGGUGGAGGGAGGGGGACCAGUGGGAGGAGUGGGAACGACCCCCGCCUCCUCCCCCCAUUCCACGAGCUCUGUUUCUGUUGAGUGAACGAGCCUAGCCAGCCUCCCCAGGGGGUCCGCAUGACUCAGCGAGGGACAGGAAUGUUCUGGGGGAGGGGUCCCACAUGCUGUCCAGCACCUCCCCCAGCAUUCUGCCUGGAGCCAGACGCAGAGGAUCCAGAGGGCCCCAAAAGGCUCCUUUUCUUCGUGGAAACGUGUCAUCUCCGGCCCAUCUCCGUUGCCAUGGAAACCCGCGAUGAUGUCACACGGACGUCACGUCGUGUCAGAGGACUUGGAGCUUACGUUUGGCUCAAAGGGGACCCCAGAGGUGGAGCUACUUAUCGGGAGGGGCCUCCUGUGGAAGGGUGGGGGGAGACCCCGGCCCUUGGCCCUCCAGCGGGCGAAACCACCAGCCUGAGACUGACGGCUCUGCACCCACCCCCGCCCCUCCGCGCUCUCGUCUGACGAGGACCCGCAUCCACCAUGGUGAAGCUGGGCUGCAGCUUCUCCGGGAAGCCGGGCAAAGACCCCGGGGACCAGGAUGGGGCUACCACGGACAGCGUCCCCCUGAUCAGCCCCCUGGACGUCAGCCAGCUCCAGCCACCAUUCCCUGACCAGGUGGUCAUCAAGACGCAGACCGAAUACCAGCUGUCCUCCCCGGACCAGCCGAAGAAGUUCCCCGACCUGGAGGCCCAGAAGCUGACCUGCAGCCACCCGGAGGAGGGGCGCAGGCUGCCCACGGCGCGGAUGAUCGCCUUUGCCAUGGCGCUCCUGGGCUGCGUCCUGAUCAUGUACAAGGCCAUCUGGUACGACCAGUUCACCUGCCCCGACGGCUUCCUGCUUCGGCAGCACAAGAUCUGCACCCCGCUGACCCUGGAGAUGUACUACACCGAGAUGGACCCCGAGCGCCACCGCAGCAUCCUGGCGGCCAUCGGGGCGUACCCACUGAGCCGCAAGCACGGCACCGAGCCGCCCUCGGCCUGGGCGGGGAGCUACCGCGCCAGCAAGGAGGCGCCCAAGGCGCCCACCCAGGCGGGCGCGGCGGCAGCCACUCAGCCCCCCGGGAAGCCCUCGGCGCCGGGAGAGGAGGCGGCGCAGAAGGCGGCGGGCAGCGCGCCGCCUCCGGCACCCCAGUGACAGGAUCCGCGCCCGAAGCCCGGCGCCCCGCCGGCCCCCGAUACCGCCUCGCCGCCCCCGCUGUGGCCGCGCCCCUGCUCUCGGCUCCCUGCUGACGUCCCCCUCGUGAGCCUCGCUCUGUCGCUUUUCUCUAAGUAAAGAUUCACAUCCACGGGUA
Molecule: messenger RNA, 1730 nt
Organism: Equus caballus (horse)
Lineage: Eukaryota; Metazoa; Chordata; Mammalia; Perissodactyla; Equidae
Gene: CALY
Product: calcyon neuron specific vesicular protein
Biological process (GO): G protein-coupled dopamine receptor signaling pathway; endosomal transport; clathrin coat assembly
Cellular component (GO): endosome; membrane
Molecular function (GO): clathrin light chain binding
Source: RefSeq, a predicted model, not a curated record